UAGCAGCAGCUUCCUGCUCGUAGUGUCGCCGUGGUUACCAGACGCGGCCACGCGCCUAUUAGGUUUCACUGUAAAACAAAUAUCCGUGUACUAGAUUAAUGGUAGUUUUUUUAACUGCUAAAGCAAAGAAACUAAUGAGAAACGCUGAGAUGAACUCAAGGAGACCUAAAAGUGUUAUAGUCCGCCGAUCAUCCACCUGUCCCAAACUUCCACCCAAAUCAGUCAAGAGCUCUGAAAACUACAUAGAGAGGAUGCCACCAGAGGUCACUGAGAAGAUUUUUUCAUAUUUGGACGCAGGAUGUCUUUUCUGCCUCGGCUUCGUUAACAAACGUUUCCAUGAACUGGCUGACAACAAUGCUGUGUGGUAUCGCUUUUACACCUGGCAGAGAGCAAAAACGAAGACAUCCAGGCUAAUAAAGGAUGUGACAGAUGGACUGGACAUGGCCAGAAUUCAGGAAAAGCCUAAGGGAUAUUGGAGAAGAAUUUUCUUUAAAGAACUGGCCGGUCAUAAUGGGAGCUGGAAGAAGAAACUAAAAUCCAUUCAUUCUUACACUGGACUGCCAGUUCGAACAGUUGAAAUCCUCAGGAGUUUAGGUGUCACAUGGGAGAUUACAGUGAAGGAAGCAAGAGGACGUGAGAACAGAAUCAAACACACUCACGUUUACUUCGGCCAAGCCUCUCUGACUGUUGGCUGGAGUUCAGGAAAGUGGCCAACUCUGGACAAACCUACUACACUGGAGCUGCAUGGAGUGCAGCUUGUGCCCAUUAACUGUCCAAUCACAUGCAGACCAGGCUGGAGAUCCCUUCUAAGUAAAGUGUUGGUGAAGAAGGGUGCUGGGAAACUGUGUGGUUCAGACAGACUCAUCUCUUUGCUGUACAUGGAGAACGGUGUAACUGUGGGGGUUUGGCAGAAGCAACAGGAAAUUGCAUUUGUCCUAGUGAACUUCCAUUAUCACAGACUUGUGGAAAGAAAUCUUCUGGGGACAUCCACCACUCCGUAUGAGGCAACAGACAUGCAAGCGCCUUUUGAUGACAUUGAUCCUGAUUAUGGUUUGCAUAGCUACAGCAUGCACCUUGAGCUGCACAAUACAGAAGACAGCAUUGCGUCAGUGAGCUUCUUGCAGCUGUUCUGCAGGAAAGAUCAGAUUGCUGAUGGUUAUGUCCCUUUGCAAGUUAUCAGUAAAGAAAAGAGACAAACACAGCAAACUCCUCUGGGUGGAAAAAUCAGCCUGCCUUGGAAGACUGAAGGACUACAGGGAUGUGUUGAGAACUGUUGCAUGUUGACUCUCACCGUUCUUGCUGAAGCCCGGACACCGUUCUGGUGUGUUAGUGCACCUGUAGCCAUGACUAAAUCAAAGCACGAGGAAGUGUCAUACGCCUGCAAAGGAGAGAGCUUCUUAAUGGAAUUUCAGGACUCUGACGGAAAGCUGGAGAUAGAGCUGGAGUGGACAGAGGAACAGAAACAGUUUGUCAUUGUUAAUUUAAUCCUUUUUCUUUCCAUUAGCAAAGUUAACAGGUACUUUAGGAGGGAUUAUUGAUACUCAUGGACAUUUUACCUUGUUAAGUAAUACAUACAUGACGCUUCUGUAUAUACGCAUAUACAACACGUGAUGUCUUACGAACUUUAUAUUUAAAAAAAAAAUGGAAAUAGGAAGCCACUAUCUAUCAAGGGUUACAUCCCUGUUCCUAAAUUCCCACAGGAAAACAGUUACCGUUAAGGCAUUACUGUCGUUUAGCAUUAUCAGCAUUCCUCUUAGAUGCUGAUGUCUUAAGACAGUUGUUUAAUGUAAUAGCUCUCGGCUGUAGGAGGAUUUUUAUCGCUGAUGCCACGACGCGCUCACACCGUUAAAACAACAUUUGGCUGCGAUUAGUGAUGGAAGGCAGUUUUGAGGCAUAAACAUCCCCUCUGGAUUGGGGCAUAAUGGGAUUGCGUUUAGUCCUCAGAGGUCACUUUAACCUUGAAAACCUGCUUUUUAUCAACACCAUGCUGGCAUUUUCAUUUUCUUCAGCACAUUGUUAGGAGGUGCGAAGCUGUAAAAACGGCUUCUGUCACAAAUGUUACGACCAAAAAAAAAAAAAGUAAUUAGAUUGCUGGUUGUGAGAAAGCUCUGCCUGAAGGUUAACCAUUCUUUAUCUUUGAAAUGUGUUUUAUUAAAGCGUAUUAAACAGAGUUGGGUAGUUUAUCAAACUUUUUUUUUUUCUACUAGAACAUCAUAAUCCACGGCCUGUUUCUAUAAAUAAAUAAACAAACGAACAAAUAAAUAAAUCUCUGGUAUGGUUUUCACUCUGUAUUAGUCACCUGGAGACCUUGAGUAAUUUUUCAUAGCUGCUUAUGAAUUAUUAGGUACUUCUGGCCUCUUUACUGCUGAAAUACAGAGAAAAAACAUAACAUUAAAAACAUGCCACGUGAAAUAGGUUACACGAAGUCAUUUGAUAACGAAAACAUCAUUAUUAUCACAUGAAUGUGUUGCGUCCUCUUAGCCUAUACAAGAGCUAGCUAACAGCCAGCUGGAUAAGAGACUGAUUAGUGGUUGAGAUUGCGCUAGGUGAUUUAACUAAAGCUGAAAACACCAGGAGGCUAACUGCGGGCGUCAGGGAACAGCUGAGGACACAGAUGUAGAUACUCAACGAUUUUAUAAUUGAGAUAAACAGGGCACAGGUGUCAUCCAAGAGCGUGGUCAAAUGUCAUGUGAUGAGCAAACAGCAUAACAAGAGCAGGUGAAAAAACAUGACUAGCAAAACAAGGUUAAAAUCAAAGAAACAAAAAACGAAGCCAAUCGCUUGGUAUAGACUGGUACAAGAGAAACUUUUCAAUGAACGUGAAGGCUAUAGGUGCUUAUACAUUGUUCUAAGCCCAUUUUGUAGUGCGAGUAGCGUGAAAAUUCCAACAACAAGAAGUGCACUUCGAGUACCUGGAUGAUGCAUUUAUUUAAUAAAAUAUGCAGUGUGGAAUGUUGGACACUUCAUCCACUCAGCACUUGCAUCUUUGUUAUGUAGAAGAGGGUCAGGGCUACCAGGCGCUGACACCGGAUGAGAAAAAAAAAAAUUCGGACAAUCCAGUGGACAUCUUAUAAAUGUCUGAGCACAAUGUGUGAUUUUUUUUUUCAACAUCACAUGCAUUUGACGUCAUGUGCCAUGGCCAUUUGUCAUCAACAUCGGCUUAUACUUAUACGGUUAGGAAAAAACAGCUAGUGUUCCAUUUGUGAUGAUACUACACUUCUAAAAUUCAUACACUAAACAUAGUGCACAGUGUAAAUGCAUAGUAUGUAGCCACAACAUAUUUAUACUGAUCUCUUUGCGGGAGUUCUUUUAAUCCAACUUUGGUAAGAGUAAUUCUUAAUACUUAAUCAUACAAAGACAUCCUGGACAAUUUGUGUGUGGCAACAGUUUGGAGAAGACCUACAUAUAGGUGUGAUGGACAAGUGAACAUAUUUUUGGCCAUGUACUACUGCAGAUAGAUCCCAAGCCCGGAUAAAAUGGGAGGGUUGCUUCAGGAAGGGGAUCUGGUGUAAAACAUGCACCGAAUCACAAUAUGUAUAUUGACAUACUUGCCUGAAUACCCUGAAUAGGGAAGAGCUGAAGGACAACAACAACAUUUAUACAGUAAAUCUUAGUUUUCAGCUUGACUUACUUGCAUUUUAUGUACAAUAUGCACAUUUUGUUUUUACCCAACAUCAAUACCAUCUCAGGAAGCAACUGAAAUACAUUGACAGCUAUCAGGAAGUCUUUCUAGACCAGGUCCUAUAAUUAUUAGCAUUUCUUAAUAUAUAGAAACACUAACUAGUCCAGUUUUUGGACCAGCGCCUGUGUUUAGAUCAGAUUUACAGUUGUUCUCUUCUUUUAUUUCUCUUUAGUUUCUGUUAAAGAGCCGCACAGCUUAAUGACUCCACAAUCAGAAAUUCAGGCCAGUCUCUCCAUCAAUAAGAAUUUAACAUUACUUCCGUUUAGCCACCAGGGAGCUUGGAUUGUGAAAUACAAGCUCAUAUACAAGGAUCUUUACAUUUCUAAGGUCCCAGGGAAAUCAGCAACCAUACAGCAAUCCAGGUCCAAUUUGGCUUCUCAAUUAAAAAAAUGUUGCUAGAAAAUCAUUUGUGAAAGCAAGAAUGUGCUUCUUUAUUAGUUCUUUUCCUGUCCUCUGUUUUCCUAGCUGACUCAUUUAGGACAGAAAUGGCAGCUAUUAUGCCAUUUUUAGCAUCUAAUGCCAUUUGUAAUGACUGACUAGCUGAGGUCUGGCAUGGGAAAAACCAUUGCUCUUAUGGUAUUUCAUGCUAAUUGGUGUCAAAAUAGCACAUAUGGGUGCGUUAAUGAAUCCCCAAUUCAACUAGAGUAUGAAUUUAAUAAUGCCAUUUUCUCAAUAUGUCUAUGAAAACACCCACACUAGCAUUUUGGUCACUAUUUGACUAUGCUUUCAUGUUAAAUUAAUGGCCAGGAGUGAAGUAAUUAAUUCCCUCUUAUUAUAAAUGAGAAUUUAACACCUUGGUAGCUGCUGGUGGUGGUUGUGGUUGCGGUGGUGGUGUUGUGUGUGUGUGUGUGUGUGUGUGUAUGUGGGGGUAUUCAGAUAAGCACAUGAGAUUUAAAGCAAGAGAUAUCAUCAUUACUAAAUAAGCUAUGAUCACACAUGGGAUAAAAUUAACAGAUUUAUUUAAACCUACAGCAUAAAUAAGAAGCAAGACAUUAUCAUAUACUAUACAGUAUUUUAGGUGUAUUGUAUUGUAUUGUAUAUACUGUAUGUAUUUUAUUUUCUAAUAAAUUAGUAGCACAGAUUUAUAAUGAUAUAAAACAAUGAAUGUAGUACAGUAGUAUUAAACAAAGCUUCCAUUUUGGAGGAUAUUAGAAUAAAAAAAAGCAGCAGAGCAUCUAGACAAUCUCUGGCAUCAGCAAGUGGAUUCCUGUACACUUUAUAUAUCAUGGUCUACUAUUUAUCAUCAUCUGUCAAUCAAGUAUGCUGUCACUACAGUCUUAUUAAGUACAAAACAUCUCUUAACCAGUGUGAGUUUUGUGGAACACCUGGAUAUCUCCUUGUGUGAAUGAUCUUUCAACUGUUCAGUGAUAUAUUUCCCAAUAUUUACCUUCAUUACACAGCAGUCAUUCCAGUUCAACUUCUCAGCUGUAUGCAUAUCUCAGCAUGCAGCUAUUGACCAAGGCUGACUUUGGAUGGCCUCCUGUUACUCUGUUCUACCACUAGUGAGUGUUUUCUUCUAUAUUUUACUGAAAACUCACAUGAGUAAUUCAUUACGGAUUCCAGCUCACAAUAGUACCUGUUCUGGCGAACAUGAAGAAUCACAAGCAGCACAGAUAUGAGGACGUCCCUGCUACUGGGGCUUGUGUCGCAACAAAGCAUAAACAAAUGCCAGGAUUUGUGCUACCAGAGUGCCAAAUACAGAUGCACUUAUGAAUCCCUGGAAAGGUCCGACAAUAUUAGAUAACAUGUUAGUUAUGCUAGCUGUUUGGCUAUUUAGCUUUGCAUGCAGUCCCUCUAAUUUGCAUAUGGUGUCUCCUUUGUAAAGCAACUGAUUGAGACCUCCUGGAACUGGGACGUUUGGUUUGUAUGCUUUGCCAGGUGUGAUUGGCUCAAUCCACUUUGUGAAAUCUGUCUUGCAUGCAAGAGUAACUAUUUGGAUCUGCUCAUGGAGCCUGCAUGGCCAGGCAGACCAUUUGCAGAUUGGGUUGGUCUUCGGCUGUCUAGCAUAAUAGCGUCUUGUGCCAAAGCAUAAUAGACUUCCUUGCUGUGAGCUCUAAGCUCCCUUGACCAUUCAUUAAAGCAGUUCUCAAUGUCAUUUUAAUAAAUCAAGAUUCAGCAACAAAAGGGUUGAAACAGCAGUGCAUGUAGACACAAUUACUCCCACUUUGCUUCUGGGUUGAGGUUCAGCAGUUCCUCACUGAUUUCUCCCUGAUGUGGUACUUUGCUCAAAUGCUUUCCGCACUAACAUUAUAUAGCUGCUGCUUGAACAUAGCACCUGAUAACAUCCACAGAGAAAUGAAAUUACUCUUAGACUCUCAAUGCAUGACUUAUUUCAUUAUUCUUAUUUCACUAAUUUUAAAGGAUUAG
Hemibagrus wyckioides is the source of this 6049-nucleotide messenger RNA. RefSeq names its product F-box protein 15 (gene fbxo15). The transcript is spliced from 10 exons. The record is from RefSeq and is a predicted model, not a curated record. Gene Ontology annotation, molecular function: protein binding. NCBI's taxonomy places the organism in Eukaryota, Metazoa, Chordata, Actinopteri, Siluriformes, Bagridae. Bases 99 to 1538 code for a protein of 479 amino acids.